Molecule: messenger RNA, 1113 nt
Organism: Glycine soja
Lineage: Eukaryota; Viridiplantae; Streptophyta; Magnoliopsida; Fabales; Fabaceae
Product: G-type lectin S-receptor-like serine/threonine-protein kinase SD2-5
Exons: 2
Coding region: 25-1113 (362 amino acids)
Biological process (GO): protein phosphorylation
Molecular function (GO): protein kinase activity; ATP binding
Source: RefSeq, a predicted model, not a curated record
AAACAAUUUGUGACAUUAACUAGUAUGGAUAGAUUUCUGAAUGAGAUGGAAAGGGAGAAGCCAAUCGGGUUCACUGUUGAGCAGUUAAGGAUUGCAACUGAUAAUUACUCUUUGUUGGGGUCAGGAGGUUCCGGAGCAGUUUAUAAAGGAAGUUUUAGUGAUGGAACCAGCAUAGCUGUGAAGGUUCUACGUGGGAGUUCUGAGAAGAGAAUUAUUGAGCAGUUUAUGGCAGAAGUAGCUACUAUUGGUAAAGUUCAUCAUUUCAAUCUAGUUCGUCUACAUGGAUUUUGCUUUGAAAGUCACUUCAGAGGACUGGUUUAUGAGUACAUGGCGAAUGACACACUUGAGAAGUACUUGUUUUGUAAAAGCAUGUUCUUAUCAUUUGAAAAGCGUCAUGAGAUUGCAGUUGGCACACCAAGAGGCAUCGCUUAUUUACAUGAAGAGUGCCAACAAAGAAUAAUCUAUUAUGACAUCAAACCAGGAAAUAUUCUCUUGGACUGGAACUUCUGUCCUAAAGUUGCUGAUUUUGGUUUGGCCAAGCUUUGCAAUAGGGACAAUGCUCAUAUAACCCUGACCCGGGGGACUCCUGGUUUUGCUGCACCUGAACUUUGGAUGCCUAAUUUUCCUGUAACUCACAAGUAUGAUGUUUACAGCUUUGGCAUGCUGUUAUUUGAAAUCAUUGGCAGGAGAAGAAACCAUAACAUUAACCUUCCAGAAAGUCAGGUAUGGUUUCCAAUGUGGGUUUGGAAAAGAUUUGAUGCUGAACAAGUGAGGGAUUUGAUAACAGCCUGUGGGAUAGAGGAUCAAAAUUGCGAGAUUGCAGAAAGAUUUGUUAGGGUAGCUCUGUCAUGUGUUCAGUAUAGGCUAGAAUCAAGACCUAUAAUGAGUGUUGUGGUGAAAAUGUUGGGAGGUUUUAUUGAAGUUCCAAAGCCUAUGAACCCAUUUCCGCACCUGGUUGAUUGGUCUUCCCCCACUCAUCUUGUCCAAGCGUCGCAGAUCAAUGCUGAUAAAAGUAUUUGUUUCGACUCUUCAGUAAUGUUAACCAAAUCUGUCCAUGUAAUUACCACUCCUAUUUUGACCAAGUACGAGAUCUACCUAAAAAAGUUUCAAUGA